AGACAUGGAAACGUCUGUUCUUUUGUAUGGGGAGGCAGAGGGAUAUGUUCAAAGUCUGGACAUUUGUACUAUCAAGGAGAUUGGCUCUUCUAGGUAAGUUUAAUAACUAACAAGCUAGCCUAGCUCUACAGUAAGCAUUGCUUGUGCUUGUUAAGUAGCUACAGUCUGGCUAGAGAUAUCUUGUUUAGCUUGUUAGUUACUGUACUGUAGUUGUUACUGUACUGUAACUCCUGAAGCUAGACUAGCAGCAAAUUACAAUCGGUUGUAUAGCUUAUGAUAAUACAAAAAUAGGAGAAUAUGAAUCCUGAUCAAUGUUACACACAUCAUUUUGUCUCUAGUAGUAUUAGCUACCAACAGACAUCUAAAAGCAAGUGUCUUUUUAUUCAUAGGUGGUUUAAACAGCAUGACUAUUUGGAGAAGCUCAACAUGCAGGCUAUUCUGAACGCAUCGGCCGCACAAGAAGAGUUCAUCAAGGAGCUACUUGUGUCACAUGGGAAGAUUCCCAUUCUGGUCCAUGAAAUGAUUCUGGUAGAGAUUUGGAAGCAAAACGUCUUUCCCAUUCUUUGUCAACUUCAGGAUUUUAACCCUAAGAGCACAUUCCCUCUUUACAUGGUGAUUCACCAUGAGGCCACUAUCAUAAAUCUGCUGGAAACUGUCAUGUUUCAUAAGGAUUCCUGCGAAGCAGCAGAUGAUUCUCUCCAUGACCUGGUGGAUUACUGUCACAGGAAACUGACCCUGCUGGUGGGCAGAGCCUCCAGGGGUGACUGCCUGACCCUGGACAAACAGACAGACGUAUCCUCUUUGAAGGAAUUGCAAGAACAAAAUACAGCACUGGAGUUUGAAAUCUCCCUCAAGGCGCUGUCCGUACUGCGCUACAUCACUGACCAUGCAAACAGUAUCAGUGUGAUCAACAGGAUGCUGUGCACCCAUAAUCUGCCGUGUCUGCUGGUACAAAUGGUUGAGCACAGCCCCUGGAGUCGUUACACUUCAGGCAACACUGAAAAGUACAUUGAUGGAAAAUGGCAGAAGAUUCCACCCCAAGACCAUCUCAAGAUGUCAAAGCUGGACGGACAGGUCUGGAUUGCUCUUUACAACCUGUUGUUGAAGGAAGACUGUCAGAGGAAAUAUGACUUUAACAACUUCAACAAGAACCAGCUCCUUAAGCUCCGAGGUUUUCUCACUGAGGUUUUGAUCGACCAGCUGCCCAACUUGGUGGAGCUCCAGCGAUUCCUGGGCCAUCUGGGAGUCACAGACCCUGCUCCUCCUAAAAGAGACUUAGUACUGGAACAGAUUGCUGAGAUGUGGAACAACAUUAUGCGUGACAAUUCUGGGAAGUGGAAAGCCAUUGCCAAGUAUCAGGUGAAGGAAACAUUCAACCCUUCGGAGAGUGUCCUGAGACAGCAAGCACAAAGGUUGGCCCAGACGUAUAAUCUAGAUGUCAUGGAGAAUAUGCUGCCGGACAAGCCCAAAUGUGGGGCCUGUGGGAAGAAGGCUACGAAGAGAUGCUCGCGUUGCCAGGGAGAAUGGUACUGCCACAGAGAGUGCCAGGUGAAGCACUGGCUCAAACACAAAGCAGCCUGCCAGCUCAUGGCUGAGGGCUCAGAGAAGCUGCAGCAGGACCUGGACAUCCAAACCUCAGACUGAGGCGUCCCUGAGACAAGCAUCUGAAAACCUGGGUAUAAGUAGGAGAAAGAAUGAGAGGUCAGAGUACCAGUCUGCACAUGCCCUCCAGAAUGGGACUUCUAUGUUGAGGUUUUUGUGAUUAUCAGGAUUGUUUGGUAACCUAAUGAAGCUGACGGGGUUCUGGACUGCUUAUUAAAUUCGGUUUGUUUUUGGUCUCUGGAUGAAUUGUAACGGCCACUUUCUUUUGAAUGCACAUCUAUGCAAACUGUUUUUUUUUGUCAUGCUUACUAAUAGUCAAACUUGUUAUGGUAAUUUAGAGAAGUACAUUUUUUGAAAGGUCAUUCUGAGAAAAAGCAUAAAUACCUUAGCUGUCAAAUUGAGUUUACAUUGCUUUGAUCUCAGGUUUGAACACUGUGGGAAUGUGUCCAAUCCUCCACCAAAUGAAAUUGCUAUGGUGAUCUCCUGUAUGGUGUGUUUGUCUUUUUGCACAAGAUCCCUGUUGUGAA
Molecule: messenger RNA, 2129 nt
Organism: Hypomesus transpacificus
Lineage: Eukaryota; Metazoa; Chordata; Actinopteri; Osmeriformes; Osmeridae
Gene: zmynd10
Product: zinc finger, MYND-type containing 10
Exons: 11
Coding region: 298-1644 (448 amino acids)
Biological process (GO): outer dynein arm assembly; motile cilium assembly; inner dynein arm assembly
Cellular component (GO): centriolar satellite; cytoplasm
Source: RefSeq, a predicted model, not a curated record